UCGGCGGGGAAAGGUAUCAAUUUAUUUUUAAUUAUUAUUUUUUUUCUGGAAACCGAUUAAAUCUGGAGGAAUACCGUUACAGUCGAGCCUCGAAUGUGGAUGAACCUUUUAUCCAAAAUGACAAAUCGUGUCGCCAGAGAGUCUUUCCAAGACAUGGAUUCUUCAUCGCCCUCAACUUUCGACUCGGAGGAUUAUACUCCAACAGAUAAGAGGUGUAGGACAGUCGAAGAUUUUAAUAAAUUCUGCACGUUUGUCUUGGUUUAUGCUGGUUACAUUCCCUACCCUCAAGAAGAGGUGCCUCUGCGGAACAGUUCCAGCCCUCCCAACAGCACAGGCAGUACCGUGGAGAGUGAACCUUGGGACAUCCCAUUGUCUGUCCCUAACACCAAUAAAGGCAGAAAGACUUUCAGCGGUUUCAAAAAGGCCAAGCCGUACUCAUUUCUGAAACACCACAAAUCAGGCAGCUUCAUGCUGCCCCCGUUCAACCGCAGGAAGCCCGACAAGGUGAAAAGGAGGCGUGAGAUGAGGGCAAAGGAUGACCGCCUAAAGCUAGAAGAACCACAGAUUGAAGAGGUCAGCAAGCAGGAGCCACCUGACCCCAUCGCAGAAACCAGUGUAUUGUCUCCUGUCCAUGGAGCAGAGGAUACAACAACAGCUUCGAUUUUCCUGAAGCAUCUCUCUCAGGAACCCCUUGCCCAGCAGUCCCUCGUUCAGCAGCCCAUCACUCCAGAGGCCUGCGUUCAGCAGCCCCUGACUCUGGAGGCCCGUGUUCAGCAGCCCCUGACUCUGGAGGCCCGCGUUCAGCAGUCCCUCACUGUGGAGGCCCGCGUUCAGCAGUCCCUCACUGUGGAGGCCCGCGUUCAGCAGUCCCUCACUGUGGAGGCCCGCGUUCAGCAGCCCCUCACUCCGGAGACCCGCGUUCAGCAGCCCCUCACUCCGGAGACCCGCGUUCAGCAGCCCCUCACUCCGGAGACCCGCGUUCAGCAGCCCCUCACUCCGGAGACCCGCGUUCAGCAGCCCCUCACUCCGGAGACCCGCGUUCAGCAGCCCUUCACUCCGGAGACCCGCAUUCAGCAGCCCCUCACUGUGGAGGCCCGUUUUCAACAGCCCCUCACUGUGGAGGCCCGCUUUCAGCAGCCCCUCACUCCGGAGACCUGUGUUCAGCAGCCCCUCACUCCGGAGACCUGUGUUCAGCAGCCCCUCACUCCGGAGACCUGUGUUCAGCAGCCCCUCACUCCGGAGACCUGUGUUCAGCAGCCCCUCACUCCGGAGACCCGUGUUCAGCAGCCCCUCACUCCGGAGACCCGUGUUCAGCAGCCCCUCACUCCGGAGACCCGUGUUCAGCAGUCCCUCACUCAGGAGACCCGCAUCCAGCAGCCCCUCACUCCAGAGACCCGUGUUCAGCAGCUGCACACUGUGGAGGCCCGCGUUCAGCAGCCUCUCACUCCGGAGGCCCGCGUUCAGCAGCCCCUCACUCCGGAGGCCCGCGUUCAGCAGCCCCUCACUCCGGAGGCCCGCGUUCAGCAGCCCCUCACUCCGGAGGCCCGCGUUCAGCAGCCCCUCACUCCGGAGGCCCGCGUUCAGCAGCCCCUCACUCCGGAGGCCCGCGUUCAGCAGCCCCUUGCUCCAGAGGCCCGUGUUCAGCAGCCCCUCACUCUGGAACCUCUGGUUCAGCAGCCCCUUGUUCCACAGCCCCACUCAGAAUCUCCAUGCACAGGCCAGGACAGUUCUUCUCUGCCAGCUACUGCGGCAAAUGUGAUGAAUGAGACGAUAAAAUGUGAGAAAGUAGAACGACAGAGGACUGUAUUCCGUCAAGGAAAGCAGGUUGUGUUCAGAGACGUGGACACAACUGGGAAUGAUGAAGAUAUCAUGGUGGAUUCUGAUGAUGAUUCCUGGGACUUGGUGACAUGUUACUGCAUGAAGCCGUUUGCUGGUAGGCCAAUGAUUGAAUGCAACGAGUGUGGCACCUGGAUCCACCUGUCCUGUGCCAAAAUCCGCAAGUCCAAUGUCCCGGAAGUGUAUGUCUGCCAAAGGUGUCGAGAUUCCAAAUACGAUAUUCGCCGAUCAAACCGAUCUCGAAUCAGCUGCAGGAAGCACUUCCUCGACUGAGGACAUUUGAGGCACAGAAAAAUGCAGUGGAGGUUGGAUAUAGA
This is a messenger RNA of Hemiscyllium ocellatum (epaulette shark), 2153 nucleotides long. RefSeq names its product PHD finger protein 13 (gene phf13). The coding region runs from base 94 to 2109 and encodes 671 amino acids. NCBI's taxonomy places the organism in Eukaryota, Metazoa, Chordata, Chondrichthyes, Orectolobiformes, Hemiscylliidae. Gene Ontology annotation, biological process: mitotic chromosome condensation. The transcript has 6 exons. The record is from RefSeq and is a predicted model, not a curated record. Gene Ontology annotation, molecular function: chromatin binding.